Molecule: messenger RNA, 204 nt
Organism: Linum trigynum
Lineage: Eukaryota; Viridiplantae; Streptophyta; Magnoliopsida; Malpighiales; Linaceae
Source: the annotation of a GenBank genome assembly
AUGCCUUGCGACGAGCUGAAGAAUCUGGGUUGUCAUGCACUCAUGAUGUUGAAUGAGUUGAGAAAGUCUGGAAGAGGAAUAUGGAAGGGAAGGCGGGGGAAGCUCAGGGACUGGGAUUCGCCGACUUUGGAGGAUCCCAAAGUCAACGACGGAGGAGACCACUCAGGGAAGCUCUGGCUGUCACUCGCUCGCCGGCUCUCAUAG